AUGGGAUGUACAGCUCCUAAUUCAGUAUCCUACUAUUUUACAAGCGAGGCCAUCUUAAGUACUAUUGGGAUUUGCUAUGUUCUUAUUGGAAUCAUGGUGGCUGGUAUUAGGGGGAAGGUUACAGCACUCCUCCUAGUGCCAAUUGUCGCCUCUGUGGGGUGUGCUGUAGCCAAUGGUCUUGCUCACUAUCGAGACAAUGUUGGUUGCCCCCCUAUGAACCAGGCAGUCGCUUUCGUAUUCUCUCACCUCCUCUGGACGGUAAGUGCCAUGUUUGUAGGGUUGGUAAUGGCGAUCCAAGAAGCCGGACUCCCUUUCUAUGGAUAUAUCAUCCUACUCAACCUCCUCCGCGAUUGGGAGCGCAUUGUAUACUUGACUAUUUACUGGGCGCUUAUGCUCGUAAUCGUAGCCAUCCGCAUCACUAUUUUAGUGAUUCACACAAAUUUUAUACUUCACGAGAUACCCGAAACAUAUGAAUAUUCAGCCAGGAUAUGUCGUCUGCAUAUAGGCUACUUCUUGCCUCUCGCAUUAGCCGAAACUGUGACUGCUAUAUUCUUACUGAAAAUCCUCCGAUCUGUGCUUAAGUCAUCAACAACUGGUGGGCUGAAGGGCGGUACACUAUUCCGCUAUCUCAUGCGUAGCACUGAGAUCCGCGUUUCCACGUUGGCUUUUCUUGGCAUUGGACGUACUAUAACCUUCUCGUUUAGUGUUUAUGAAGGGAAGUAUUUGUUUGUGUUUGCCCAACUAGAUAAGUUGGUAUACUCCAUCGAUGUUGUUACGACCCAAAAAUUGCACGACGAGGACAAGAGGGAGAGAGCCAAUAUGCUCGGAGAUAUAAGGCAGUGUUUAGCACAGCAUAGAACAAUUUACCUCUUCGUACGACCUGAACGCAUUUCUGCCAUGGCGUCCUCCAUUAAUGAAGAUGGCCUUUCCGCCGUUACUUCAAGUCAAUUUGAUGACCUUUCUCCUGCUGAACAUGGCCGACUCGAUGCUGAACUUGAGGCAUUAGACCAGAGCUCUGCUACCUCAAGGAAGCGCCCUUACAAGAAGAAGUGCACCGAGAUCUGGUCCUAUUCUCGCAAACCCAAAGGUGUGGAGAGGGGAAAAGACCAAUGGAAACACCAGAUCUGGUAUUGUGGCCAAAUAGUUGGACAUGGUAACAGAACCAGGCCUUGUCCCUACUCUUCAACAAACAUGAAGCGCAUUCGGGAGCAUCUGACCAAGAAUCACCUCAUUACCCUCAGCAAUGGUGAUGGAGAGCCACUCGCAAAGCGUCAGGCUACACUUCUUCGAGGCUUCGACAUUCAGAAGGCACACCCAUCUUCUCAGUUUACAACCGUAGAGAAGCAACUCCUUCGACGGGUAUUCGACAAGGGGGACAUUGCAGAGAAGCUCAUCCGCCUCCUCGCAUGCAAUAAUCAGUCUCUACGUAGCGUAGAGUGGAAGGAGUUUAUCGAGUUCUCUAAUACACUCAACCCCUUUGCGAGCGAGGUCUUACCCGACCGGAAGCAGGCUAAGGAAACGCUUGUUUCUAUCCAUCGAAAGUACGUAUCUUACCUUAUUGGAGUUACUAACUAG
Pochonia chlamydosporia 170 is the source of this 1575-nucleotide messenger RNA. RefSeq lists its product as hypothetical. NCBI's taxonomy places the organism in Eukaryota, Fungi, Ascomycota, Sordariomycetes, Hypocreales, Clavicipitaceae. The transcript has 4 exons. Bases 1 to 1575 code for a protein of 524 amino acids. The record is from RefSeq and is a predicted model, not a curated record.